Erpetoichthys calabaricus (reedfish) is the source of this 4941-nucleotide messenger RNA. RefSeq names its product adherens junctions associated protein 1 (gene ajap1). The record is from RefSeq and is a predicted model, not a curated record. Lineage: Eukaryota; Metazoa; Chordata; Cladistia; Polypteriformes; Polypteridae. The coding region runs from base 1025 to 2200 and encodes 391 amino acids. Gene Ontology annotation, molecular function: beta-catenin binding. The transcript has 6 exons. Gene Ontology annotation, cellular component: plasma membrane; cytoplasmic side of plasma membrane; cell-cell contact zone.
CAGGUUUAAUUUUAAAUGCGCAUUCCUUGGGGCGGAGGGUAAAAGACGCUGAUUUUUCUCAUCUUUUUACUUUAAAGCGACGUCACAGGGGUGUCAGCCUGGGCCGGACUGCCAGGUUUGUUAGCGAAGAGCACAGAAGAGCGAAGAGCAUCGGCGUGCUUGGCGAGUGAGGCACAAGCGCCGUCUCUGAAGAUCCUUUUGCUUGGCAGCCUCGCGCAACCCAUUGCUGUGAAGAGGACUGACCCCGCGGCGUGGGAUUCCAGUCACCCAGCUAAAAGCGCACGCCUCAACAAAAACUUAACAACAUGCAGCCUUCUUGAUUAUCAUAUUUGCUAUUAUUCUGCGUAUAUCUUGUGUUGAAAUUCGCACUAAAUUGUUUUCAGGGAGGAUCUAGACAUUGUUGUAUGUUUGGAAGUAUUUUUGGAAGAACUCGUGGUAAUCGUCAUUGCACUUUCACAAGCCAUGAUGCGCAUUCAGCGACACUGAUCCUCUGACAGCUAGAUUCCGAGGAGGCAACCACGACUCGUGUGAUGCGCAUCUGUCAGUCUUCUGUGCUUUGUGGAUUUCGCGGCUUAUGGCAUGGGGAUAUUUUAUUAUUUUCUGCUUUCUUUAAGUAUUCGGCGAGCUAGACAACGCGACAGGCUUGGGCUCGGGUUUUAAAAAAUUAAGCGUGACAACCAUUUUCAUAUACGUGUGCUAGAUUUCAAAGUUUUAUGCAAUGGCAGCAUCUGUUCACUAAGCACACGUACAUACAUCUGUGAUAAAAACAGCGGGAGGAGAAUUGUUCUUUGUUCUUCAGAAAAUCUUAGCAGUAAUCAGGAGGUUCAGUUCCUUGCUUUGAUUUUUUGUGAUUAAAAUAUAUUUGUGUUGUACAUUUGAAAAGUGCAACCUAUUUUGCCAGCAUGGUGUUAACGACGUCUGGAGUGACGCCUUUUACAUAUAAUGAUGCUUGAGGGUCGAUAGUACUUGGAAAUAUAUAAAUGUCUCUCUACAUGAAGAAGUGAGCACGACAUUUCAGUGAAAAAUGUGGAUCAAGCAGUUGGUGCAACUCAGUUCAAUGCCUGCUUCAAGACACUGGACAUCUGCUGGAUGCCACAUUUGGAUUAUGCUGACCAUAAUUCACUUUACCAUGGAUUUCUCUUUCUGUAGUCCUCUAACUCAAGGAUCUGGGUUCAAACAUUUCUCUAAGUCUUUGUUCAAACAUAAACUUCCCAGUCACCAUCAGAACUUACAGACAAGACAACAAUGGGGAAUUUUAAAUCAACAUCAAUGGGACAAGGCUUUAAAGGACCCAUCCAUUAAAACUAUUAAGCAAAGAAUGGCACUUAAAGCUUCUCUUUGUAGAGGUUGUCAGGCUAAACAUUCUUCCAAUGAAAAUGUGAACAUGUUGACUUCUUCUCAGCCAAGAAACUCUGCUAAAGUGACAUUUUUGAAAAGGCCAAGGAGACAGAUUGGUGGAUAUGAACAGGAAGAUUAUGAGUAUAACUAUGAGGGACGAACAACAACUGUGCCUGGAUUUAUAGAAUGGGGACCAACUGGGGAUGAGGUGACAAGCACAGGGCCAGAGGAGGUACAACACAAAAACAGAGGCUUUCCAAAGUCCACCAGAUCAACAACAACAACUACACCUGUAGUGACUACAACUACCCCAGCCCUAAUUAAAGGGUCUAGGUCAUCCACAACAAAAAACCCUUCCGUAAUCACUAUUUAUCCUGGAAAAAGCACAACAAAAUCAAGUAAUACCUGGAGCCUUGGUGAGACUGCCCGUCCACCCAAAAUAAUUGGAGAUACAGCAGGUUUGGCAGUACACCAGAUAAUAACUAUCACAGUUUCUCUUAUCAUGGUCAUCGCUGCCUUGAUAACUACACUUGUGCUCAAGAACUGCUGUGCACAAACAGCAAAUGGGAGGCACAAUGGUCAUCAACGCAAGAUUAACCAACAAGAAGAGAGCUGCCAAAACCUGACUGACUUUACACCGGCACGUGUUCCCAGCAACAUGGACAUAUUCACAGCCUACAAUGAGAGUUUGCAGUGCUCACACGAGUGUGUUCGGACACCAGUUCCUGUAUACACAGAUGAAAUGCUACAACAGACGCCCAUGUACAAAACUGCAUUUAAUGGAAAUAGACCCUCACCUACUGAACGGCAGCUUAUCCCGGUCGCCUUUGUGUCUGAGAAAUGGUUUGAAAUCUCCUGCUGACUGGCCGAAGUCCCUUUGCCUCCUGCUGGUGGGGCAGACUCCAUAGGUUUGUUUUCUGGAUCCCUUUGGUGAAUCUAUAAAAAAUCACAUGGAAGAAAACAACAUAUUUCUUUAUUUUAUACAACUGUGAAACUAGAAACUGUUUAAAUGGACAGAUUUAUUUUUUUAAAAAAAGACAAAAGGAAAAAAUGAUACUUAUUCUUAUUUUAAAUAAGCAAAAUGUGGCAUAUGCUGAUUGGAAAUGUGUAUGUGUGUGUAUGUGUGUCUGCAUUUGUAUGUAUGUAUAUAUCAAAGAUGCAAAAGUAGUAGAGGAGACUAUUUAAAUAUAAGGGCCUCUCUCUUGAAGAAUAUAAGAUAUCUGAAGAACCCAGAGGAGAUAAAACUGGAUUGUGAUUUUGAAAAUUAUUUUAUGAUAUGCCAAUAAAGCCAUUUUGUGCCACUAAUUGAACUUAAAGGACAUAUCUAGGAUUUCAAAGACGACUGAAGCCAAGGGACUGAGGUAUAUUUUAUUUUCAGUUAACAAAUAUUCUAUUUGUUUUAGUUAAUAAAUAAUUAAUGGUGGAUUAUUUUAAUGAAAAUAUAUGUUUGUUAUUAUUGGACUGUGUCCAAAUUUCUCCAAAAAUAUUGUCAGUAAGCACUUUAUUGAAGGAAAGGCAUGAGUAGACUCAAAUACAAAUUCAAACAUGAUUUUCCACCUUACAAGGAUGUGUAUUUAUAGUAUUAGUUUUUAUGGUUUUGAUAUAUUUGUCAUAAAAUGAAAGUAGUACCUUAUUACCCUUCAAAAAUGAUUAUUCACUUAUUCAUAACAGUACACAUACACACACCCAUAAAAGGAUUAUAAAGAGGGUAACACCAACAUGUUGGCAAUGGUCACCCUAUUCAUUAACUUGACACAAUUAUAAAACCUUUUAGGCUUCACUCUGUCUCUUUUGAUUGGAAUUUUACAUCUAUAAUCAAACUCCAAAUAAUCUAUAUGAUGAGUUUUAUUAAUGGCAUAGGAAAAAGACAUUGCAUUGAAUUCAGGGAGGCACCUAUAUACUGUUGCAUCCUGAAAUGCCCAACCACAUUUUUUUUACACCAGCAGUAUUAUCUACAACCUGGGGAGUAUGUUAUUGAAUAUACUGUAUAUCCAUCCAUCCAUUUUCCAACCCGCUGAAUCCGAACACAGGGUCACAGGGGUCUGCUGGAGCCAAUCCCAGCCAACACAGGGCACAAGGCAGGAACCAAUCCCGGGCAGGGUGCCAACCCACCGCAGGACACACACAAACACACCCACACACCAAGCACACACUAGGGCCAAUUUAGAAUCACCAAUCCACCUAACCAGCAUGUCUUUGGACUGUGGGAGGAAACCGGAGCGCCCGGAGGAAACCCACGCAGACACAGGGAGAACAUGCAAACUCCACGCAGGGAGGACCCGGGAAGCGAACCCGGGUCUCCUAACUGCGAGGCAGCAGUGCUACCACUGCGCCACCGUGCCACCCCUAUACUGUAUAUGUUCUGAACAAAUCAGUGAUCAACUUAUCUGGAGAAGCUAAGCAGUGCAGCACACACACCACCCCUAGCAACCACAGGGGUUCAGCCUGCACAGCUUCUGCUAAAAUAGCUUUGCAGUUCUCAUCUCCAUGCAUCCCAGCAUGACCCUCCAUACAAGGCAAUCUAUGAUUGUUCACUAAAGGCAAGGUGAUCAAGAGUAGUAGAAAAGUGUAUAUUAUAAGAAUAACUGGAAAAUAAAUACAGCAGAAGUAAAAACUUUACAAGCUUAAAACAUUAUGUUUUUCUGUUUAGUGUUAUAAAUAUAAAUAUAUAAGUACAGUACAGUACAGUAUUCUGCUGCCUCACAUUCAUUAGGUCCUGGUUAACCUUCAAUUAUCGUGAAUUCUGUGUAUAUUUAGAACGUUGUGUAGAUUUUCAUUAGGAGAUGUAUCUUUUUCCCACAGUCCUAAAACUUGCUGUGGUGACUCCAACCUGGAUCAAUGUGAAUGAAUAUGAAUAUGUCCUGUUUGUGCCACACAAUUUACUGUGGUAUGCUAAUUUUGGUUGAAUAUAUAAAAAAACAAAUGUAUAUUAGGAUUGAUUUUUUUGCAAGGGUUCUUGAAAAAUGUUAUAUUUUCUUUCAUUUUUUUAUGUUCUGGACAUUUCAAAUUCAGUACUUUUCAAUAUAAUCCCCCUUUAUAUUAUACUUAUUCCUGUGGUUUAGCAUCUUCUUAUUCUUAUUUUCAAAAAACAAUUAUGUAGCACUUCUUUUAUCUCAUCAUCUUCUAUAAAUCAGCAACAUCCCAGUGUAUACCUGAAGUGUCUAAACAGAUUAAAUUAGAAGGUGCCAAUUCAAGAUUUCAUUAUUUAAAGAUGUUCUUGGAUACAAUGCCAUGUAGGAACAUGCAAUGUCAGGCAACAAAAAAUGCUAUCUGAAAGUUUUUCACUUUGUUUGAAUAGCUGCCACCCUUUAGCACCAUCUGUGUAUAUAAAUUGCAUAGUAUUUAUUUCUCUGUUCUUCUUGGGUUCUUCGAUAUUAGACACAUCAACAUCUUCACUAUUCAGUAGUAAUUUAUGCACUGUCACCACUGGCAACAGCAGCAGUGUAAUAAACUACAAGCGUAAGAAUUACAGUAUUUUCUUUAUCAUACAAAAAUGGCCUAGAAACCAAAAGUGUAGAAAAAGAUGAUAAACAGACAAGCAUUUUGACCUUUGCAAGGUCAGGAUAAUCAUAUAUAAUUUUUAUAGCUGGACAAAUUAAUUAU